Lobosporangium transversale is the source of this 535-nucleotide messenger RNA. RefSeq names its product prolyl endopeptidase. The transcript has a single exon. The record is from RefSeq and is a predicted model, not a curated record. NCBI's taxonomy places the organism in Eukaryota, Fungi, Mortierellomycota, Mortierellomycetes, Mortierellales, Mortierellaceae. The annotation marks the transcript as partial.
UUUUUUUCUCACGCCUCUCUUUUCUUUUCCUUUCCUUUCCUUUCAAACUGAGCUCCCCAGCAUGUCUGCCUCAAUUUCUAAUAAUACUCUCGCCUCAGCGAGCGUCCCAAUCCUUCGCUUCGCACGCCCAACCAGAUGUCUUUCCAAGCUGCUUCAUUUUUAUCAGACAGCACUGGGUUUAGCUGUAAUCGCGUCUUUUGAUAAUCACCGCGGGUUCGAUGGCCGCAUCCUUGCUCUGCCCUCCAACAACCCUGGUACUCCUGCGCCUUGGCACUUAGAAUUUACUUUACAACACGAUCAUGCUGAACAUGAAUCUGUUCGCGCACCCACUCAAGAUAAUCUUCUGGUUUUGUAUCUUGGAGAUAAAAACGAAGUUGAGGCCAAAAAAGCACGUAUGGAGGAGCAUGGAUAUCACACAGUCAACUCCGUAAAUCCUUAUUGGGACGACUACGGGGUCACUUUUGAAGAUCCGGAAGGAUGGAGAGUUGUACUCUGUUGGCAAACAUGGACAAAUUAAACCAAUCGAUGCUUUGCU